UUCGCGACGCCUCUUCGGCUCGUUCGCGCGCGCUCGAACCGGGGCGAACCGGGCGCGGGCGUCGAGACCGGGACUCGACGCGCGCGCGAUUCGCGACGGCGCGAGACAAGAUGACGGCGAACGACCGGCGGCGGUGUCGACGGGCGCGCGCGCGAUUCGCGACGGCGCUGACGGUGUGCGCGUGCGCGUGCGCGAUGGCGCGCGUCGCGAGAGGCGACGAGACGCCGGUGGAUCACAUCUUGGAGACGUACAACGACGACAACGACGACGCGACGAUGGACGCUCACGAGCUGAGCGAAUUGUUCGAGCGGUUCGCGGCGAGGACGAGCGGCGCGGGCGCGGGCGCGGAUUCGCACGCUGGACACGCGCACGCGAGCGCUGGACACGCGCACGCGAGCGCGGAGGAGACGCUGACGAACGUGUCGUCGGCGGACGUGAUCACGACGUACGCGGGCGCGGAUCAAAAGUUGAACGAGACCGAGUUGCUCUCGGCGCUGAGUUUGGCGGCGCGGUGCCUGAGCGAGUCGACGUGCACGUUCAUCGCGAGCGAGGCGGAAAGCGCGGCGGCGGCGACGGGUGGGUUGAAGCAUUUCAAACUCAAGAUGGGUCUCAUGGUGGCUGUGUUUUUUGAAGGUUUGGCGGGAGGAAUGUUGCCGUCGCUGUUCGUGAGAACGCUGCCGAAGAUGCAGAGCGCGUUGGAGUUUAUGAACGCGUUCAGCGGGGGAUUGUUUCUCGCGUCUGGGUUCGUGCACCUCGUCCCGCACGCGCUCGAGAGCGCGACGGAGGCACGCAUCGGUACGGCGAAGGAGUAUCCUUUCGCCAUGGUCAUGGUCAUGCUGGGAUUUCUCAUCGCGUUCUUCGUCGAACGCGUCGUGUUUCACACGCACUCGCACGUGACGGAGAGCGAGGGCGACGGAGAGCACGGCCACGGACACGGACACGGACACGGACAAAGUAAAGAACAUCACGUCGAUGCGGCCGUCGUCGUCGUCGUGGACAAGGCGUCGACCGACGCGUGCGACACGUGCGCGCACGACGAGAAGGGUCGUCACGUGUCCAUCUUCGCGCAGACGAGAACGGCUUUGCUCUUCAUGGCGGGCGUCGCGUUGCACGCCUCUCUCGCGGGUGUCUCCCUCGGGCUUCAAAGCGAUCGAAACAGUGUGUACGCGAUUUUCACCGCCAUCGCGUCGCACAAAGCCGCGGCCGCGUUCAGCAUCGGGUGCGCGUUUUUGCGCUGCGGCAUGACGAAUCCGCAGACGCUCUUCAUUUUCAUGACGGCGUUUUCGUUCAUAACCCCGAUCGGGAUCUUGAUCGGGUGCGCGGCGGAAAGCGCACACAGCCCAGCCGUCUCCGCCGUCCUCGAGGGCAUCGCCGCCGGUACGUUCAUUUACGUCGGUACCGUGGAAGUCAUCGGCGACGAGUUCGAGACGCAAACGCAAUCGUGCGAAGACGAGCACGGUCACGACCAUAAACUCGCUCCGCACACGCACACCGUGCACGAAGCGCCCGCGCGCGGCAUGCGCAUUUACAAGUUCGUGUGUUACACCGCCGGCGUUCUCGUCAUCGCGCUCGCGCAACUCGGCGUCGAGCACGCGCACUAGUAACGCCGCGGCGCGCGUCGUCGCGCACGCUGACGAAAGGGCCUUAGCCAUUUCUAUGGUAAAUAGGUAUACGCAUCGUCCUUAUAUGAACUCUGAGGUACUAGAAUACCUCCAAUUACGCUAUAUAAAAAAUGUCAGCAAAUAAAGCGACGACACGCGCAACUGCUCCUUUGCGCGCGUCACUUGUUAGACCCGUCCCUUACCGACGGGGUUGUUUAUAAGACGCACAUUUGCUUUCACGAAUC
This is a messenger RNA of Ostreococcus lucimarinus CCE9901, 1846 nucleotides long. RefSeq names its product ZIP family transporter: zinc ion. Gene Ontology annotation, molecular function: zinc ion transmembrane transporter activity. NCBI's taxonomy places the organism in Eukaryota, Viridiplantae, Chlorophyta, Mamiellophyceae, Mamiellales, Bathycoccaceae. Gene Ontology annotation, cellular component: membrane. Gene Ontology annotation, biological process: zinc ion transmembrane transport. Bases 195 to 1601 code for a protein of 468 amino acids. The record is from RefSeq and is a predicted model, not a curated record. The transcript has a single exon.